Lottia gigantea (owl limpet) is the source of this 1626-nucleotide messenger RNA. RefSeq lists its product as hypothetical. NCBI's taxonomy places the organism in Eukaryota, Metazoa, Mollusca, Gastropoda, Lottiidae. Bases 1 to 1626 code for a protein of 541 amino acids. The record is from RefSeq and is a predicted model, not a curated record. Gene Ontology annotation, molecular function: transferase activity; folic acid binding. The transcript is spliced from 14 exons.
AUGCCACGGAUUGUGGAAUGUGUACCAAAUUUUUCUGAAGGCAGAAAUAAGGAGGUAAUUGAAGCAAUAGCUAGUGCCAUAGCCUCUACCGAAGGAUGUAGUCUGUUAGAUGUAGAUCCUGGUAUAUCAACUAAUCGUACAGUAUAUACAUUUGUUGGUAGUCCAGGAGCUGUAAUAGAAGGAGCCCUGAAUGCAGCUAGAGCUGGUUAUCAUUUGAUUGAUAUGAGACAACAUCAAGGUGAACAUCCUCGUAUGGGUGCUCUAGAUGUAUGUCCAUUUAUACCAGUUCAGGAUGUGAGUAUGGAGGAAUGUGUUGAAUGUGCUAAGGAGUUUGGUGAUAGAUUAACUACAGAAUUAGGAGUCCCUUUAUAUCUAUAUGGUGAAGCUGCUAAAGACAAUGCUGAACAUAGACAAUCUUUACCUCAAGUUAGAGCUGGGGAAUAUGAAGGGCUACCAGAAAAGCUACGCCAAGACAUGUGGAAACCUGAUUUUGGAUCAGCAGAGUUUGUGCCAUCAUGGGGAGCCACUGCUGUUGGUGCCAGAAAGUUUUUGAUAGCCUACAAUGUUAAUUUAUUAGCAACUAAAGAACAGGCUCACAGAAUAGCUCUUAAUUUACGAGAACAGGGUCGCAGUAAAGAGGAGCCAGGUAGAUUAAAGAAGCUACAAGCUAUUGGAUGGUAUAUGGAAGAAGCUAACUUAGCUCAAGUAUCAAUGAAUCUACAAGAUCAUGAAGUUACACCUUUACAUGUAGCUUAUGAAGAAUGUUGUAAAGAUGCUGAGGAGUUAAAUCUAGCUACAGUAGGUAGUCAGAUUGUAGGACUAGUACCACUACAGGCUAUGUUAGUUACAGCUCAAUAUUUUAUUGAUAAAGAAAAACUCUUUAUUCUAGAAGAGGAUCAAAAACUUAGGCUGGUAAUAAUGAGACUGGGGUUAAAUUCUAUUGGUAGUUUUAACCCUAAAGAGAGAAUUAUAGAAUAUAUGGUACAGAAUGAUACUGAUGGACCACUAGUCAGUAUGGAGGUUAAAGAUUUUAUAUUAACUGUGGGGUCAAGGUCACCAACACCAGGUGGAGGUUCUGUAGCGGCCAUGUCUGCUGCUCUGGGAGCAGCAUUAGGUGCUAUGGUAGGAUUCCUGACUUAUGGUAAUAAAAAAUUUGCUGAUCUGGACAGUAAAAUGAGAAAACUAAUCCCUCCAUUAUAUAAAGGAAUGAAAGAUUUAUCUCCCUUUAUUGAUGCAGACGCAGCAGCAUUUAGUGAAUAUAUGUUAGCAUUAAAAUUACCACAUACAAAUGAAGAAGAAAAGAAAGUAAGACAGACGGCUCUACAACAAGGAUUAAGUACAGCUGUUAAAGUACCACUCUGUGUAGCUAAAAUUGUGACAUCACUAUGGCAACCAUUAAAAGAAUUAGCUGAGAUUGGUAACAUCAACUGUAAAUCAGAUUUACAGGUUGGUGUGAGACAAUUAGAAACUGCUGUUUGGGGAACCUAUUAUAAUAUAGCUACUAAUAUGGCAGAAAUCACAGAUGAAGACUUUAAAGCAAAGACUCAAGCUGAAAUUGAUGAAGCUUUAAAAAUAGCUCAAGAAAACUGUGCGGCAAUUUUGAAGAUACUGGAUGAAAGAGCAUAA